AUGGCCGCCAUCCAAUCUCAGAGCAAUGGCCACGAGAGCCCCAAAUUCAACGUUCUCGUUGUCGGGUGCGGCAUCGCAGGUCUAACCACCGCAAUUUCUUGCAGGAAAAAGGGAUUCACUGUCACGGCCCUCGAGGCAUCGUCCUCUUUCAGUUAUGUUGGAGCUGGUAUCAUGCUGUCCGGCAAUGUGACUAACGUCCUCAUUGGCAUGGGCCUAGAAGCCGAAAUGGAGGCUUGCUCAACCCACAUGCAGCGUGUGAUCUUCCUGACAUGGGACGAUGGCAAGGCUAUGACCACCCAGGAGUACCCUGCCCAUGCGAGUCCUGCCGAGGGGGGUCCGUCGUGGCAGGUUCAUCGCGCCGAUGUGCACACAUGCCUCUUGAAAAAGGCCCAGGAAGUGGGUGUCACAAUCAGGAUGGGUGUUUUGGUCAAGAAUUACGACUGGGACGCCCCGGUGGUGGUGCUUGAGGAUGGGACCGUGCUCAAUGCGGAUGUUAUGGUGGCCGCUGAUGGCUACAGAUCUCCUGCGCGAGAGAGUCUCCUCGGCAGAAAGGAUGAGCCUCGUCACUAUGGAUUUUCUGCCUACCGCGCUCUAAUUCCUUCCAAUACGCUUGCUCAACAUCCGGAACUUCGAGAACUGAUCGAUUCCAACCUCCAGUCAAGUUAUUGCCGUCACGUCCUAGGUUAUCCCAUUCGUGGCGGCCAGGAUUACAACGUAGUGUACACUCAACCAUUGAAACGCUCUCUUGGCUCUAAAUAUGUCACCAAAGUGGACCCGGCCGAAGUGCUGGAGGAGUACAAAGACUGGGACCCGCGUGUGGUGGCUUUCACGAAGCACCUGCCCAAAGAUGGCGUUCUGGAAUGGCGUCUCUGCGAUCUCAACCCACUAGAAGACUGGGUUUUCCCCGGCGACAUGAUCGUUCUGAUUGGCGAUGCGUCGCACGCUAUGAUUCCGUCGGCGGCACAGGGUGCAGCCAUGGGAAUUGAGGACGGUGCUGCGAUUGCGGAGUUGCAUGCGCGGGCGGAUACCGAAGCUGACGUGCCGCGGAUAUUGAGGACGUUCCAGAAUUUAAGGAAGCCGCGUUGUAUUAACGUAGUUGAAAACGGUACGAGGGACGCCCGGAGUUGGCAUGACAAGAAGGACCCUACAUAUAAGCCCACGAGUAACUGGGUAUGGGUGUACGAUGUCAAGAAGGCUUCAAGGGACAUCCCUCUGGAAAGGGAAGCUUGA
Messenger RNA from Ilyonectria robusta, 1230 nucleotides. RefSeq lists its product as uncharacterized. Gene Ontology annotation, biological process: secondary metabolite biosynthetic process. The record is from RefSeq and is a predicted model, not a curated record. Gene Ontology annotation, molecular function: FAD binding; monooxygenase activity. The coding region runs from base 1 to 1230 and encodes 409 amino acids. Lineage: Eukaryota; Fungi; Ascomycota; Sordariomycetes; Hypocreales; Nectriaceae. The transcript has 4 exons.